AUGAGGAACAUUAACGUGUGGAAGCCUAAGCUAGUCAGUCUUCUUUCUGUUUACUGCAUAUGGAUUUCUACAGUAUAUUGUACUUUCUUGAUUAAUUGUCAGAAUUUAUGUACAGGCGGCCUGGAAGGAGAGCUUGGCAUUAAUGCUUGCAAUGUUAGUGACAUCAAUGUAGCUUGCACACAGGGAUGUCGAUUUUGGAAUGCAACAGUACAAAAAAGUUGCCCACUGCAAUGUAAUCAGACCUACAUCAGAGCAUGUGAGAGAGUUUCCUGUAAGUUUGGCUGCAGCUGUGCAGAGGAGGCUUAUGGUGCUGAAGUACAAGAUUAUUUGAACACACCUACAGCACCAUUUGCAUCUACCAUUGGAAGCCACAAUGUGACAUUGAGAUGGAAGUUGGCUAAUAUCUCUGGGGUGACAUAUAUUAUUCAGUGGAAGUACAAUCAGCUCCCUGGAGACUGGAAGUAUGCUGAGGUAGUAUCUGAGCAUUCAUACACAGUGAGUAACCUUCAAGCCUUCACAGAAUAUGUGUUUCGAGUAGUUUGGAUCAUCACAUCUCAGAUGCAGCUCUAUUCUCCGUCUAGUCCCAGUUACCGGACUCAUGCAUUUGGAGUUCCUGUUACAGCUCCUAUCAUUAAAGAUAUUCAAAGUUCGGGGCCCGACACCGUGGAAAUUAGUUGGUCUCCGCCACUUUUCCCCAGUGGAUUGAUUGUUGGAUAUAAUUUACUGUUAACCAGUGAAAAGCAGGAAUUGCGCACAGCAUCCAGAGGUCAAAGUUUCCAGUUCUACUCCACCUUUCCAAACACCACUUACAGGUUUACCAUCGUAGCAGUAAAUGAGGUUGGUAGCGGGCCACCUGCAGAAGCUAAUAUCACUACUCCAGAACCCACAGUUAAGGAAAAAGUGAAAUGGCUCUUUCUAGCCAGAAACCAAUCUCUAAGAAAGAGAUCCAUGGAAUCUUUCUUGGAAGUCGCACAAUGCCUUCAGAAUGAUGUCAUACACCACAGUAUUACAGGGAUUUCUGUGAAUAUUUACCAGCAGGUUGUCUAUUUCUCAGAGGGAAAUUCUAUCUGGGUGAAAGGAGCUGCCAGCAUGUCUGAUGUGUCUGACUUAAAGCUCUUUUAUGCUGGCCCAGGGAAAAUUACAUCAAUCUCAGCAGACUGGCUUUACCAGCGGAUGUACUUUGUCAUGAAUGAGAAGGUAUGUGUCUGUAAUUUAGAGAACUGCACAGUAGCUGAAGAUAUCACUUCUCCUUCCAUUACCUCCCCUAAGAAAAUUGUAGCUGAUCCAUAUAAUGGGUAUGUCUUUUAUCUGCUGGAGGAUGGAAUUUAUAGGGCAAACCUCCCAGUCAAUCCUGGUCAGGUCCCUGAAGCUUUGCCAAUUGUGAGAAUCGACGCUCUGCAAGACUUUGUAAUAAACUUCCUGUCCAAAAGACUAAUUUACUUCAACAAAACUGAUCAGUCCUUUGUGUCUGGUUUUCUGGAUGGCUCAGAAUUUAACAUCCUGCGACCUCAAGUUUCAUUUAGAGACAUAGAGAGCUUUGUUUAUGAGAACAAUACUUUCAUUGUCACAGACGGCAGGGCAGUUUUCCGUGAGGAGUUGUCUCCAACUGGGAUCAAAGCCUUUAAUGAAUUUUUGGUGGAUUGCGAUUUUACCCAGGCCGAUUAUUUUGGAUACAACAACUUGCUUUCUUAUGGUGCGGCAACCCAGCCUUAUCCUUUGCCAACUCAUCCUCAGCUUGUCACAGUGCUGUUUGGAUCAGACCAAGCUGUGAUCUGCUGGAGACCACCUCAACCUACUAUUGGAACCAGUCCUUCCGCCUGGCAGAACUGGACUUACAUUGUGAAGGUAUCAGCACAACAUGGUGCUGAUGAAGAUCGGAUUGUCUCCGAUAUCAGUGACACUAGGUUUACAAUGAAAGGGCUGACUUACUCCACAGCAUAUCAGGUGUCAGUGAGAGCUCUAUCUCCUGCUGGGGAAGGACCCUGGACAGAGUCUUUUAGGGGCACCACUUUAAAAGAAGUUGAAGAAGAACCUUAUAUCUUGGCUGUGGGGGACGACGGACUUUGGAAGCAGCCGUUGGAUAGUUUUGGGCCGGGAGUAUUCUUCUCUCCUAAUAUAAGAAAUGUCUCAGACAUGGACUGGUAUAAUGACACUCUCUACUGGAGCAACUCAACAGGGGAAGUUCAUAUGUGGUCACUGACUAGAAGAGCUGGUGCCAUUGAGAAGUUUCAUAUAUCUGACAUCAGAAAAGCGAGGAUAGUGGCCUUUGAUUGGUUGGGUCAGUAUUUGUACUGGGCUGGCAAAGCAAAUACGAUCUACAGAAAAUGUCUGCUGGUAGGACACACAGAUGUUGUGGUGCAUGUUGCAUUCCUGGUGAAGGAUCUUGUGGUCGAUGCAAUCAAUGGCUAUUUGUACUGGGCCACAACUUAUUCAGUGGAAAGCACCAGACUGAAUGGAGAGCACUACCUUAUGUUACAAGAGCAGCCACGGUUUUCUGGUAAACAGGUAGUUGCUCUAACCUUGGAUCUCAGUGAUGGCUUCCUGUACUGGCUUGUGCAAGACAGCCUGUGCCUAAAUCUGUACAGAGUAUCACUUUGUGGAGAGAGUUGUGGUGAUGCUGUAGUCACUGAAUUUGCAGAAUGGAGUUCUUCAGAAGUAUCCCAUAGUGCACUGCUAUACUACAGUGGACGGCUGUUCUGGAUUAAUGGCUACCAGUUCAUUACGACACAAGAAGUCAAUCAGAGCGUUAGCAUCCCCUUUUCGCAACCAGCAGAGUUUGCAGCUUUUACCCUUGCUCAGAGGUCUCUUAAACCUCUGCCAGGAAACUUUUCCUUUCCACCCAAAGUGAUUCCAGAUUCAAUUCUAGAGUCUUCCUUUAGGAUUGAAGGGAAUUCUUCACAUUUUCAAAUCCUUUGGAAUACUUCCACAACUGUGGAAUGGGGCACUGUCUUCUACUGUGUGGAGUCCAAGGUUCUACAGACCAGGUUUGUGGAUAGUGAACGGUGCCUGCCUCCUCAGAAUCUGACUGUCCCAUCCUACAAAGUCGAAGGGUUGGAGCCCUAUAUGCAGUUUGAUUUUACUGUGACUCCUUAUACGUACUGGGGGGAGGGACCUACGACAUCCAUAUCCCUUCGAGCCCCUGAAGAAGUUCCUUCAGCCCCUGAAAAUCCCAGAAUAUACGUGUCACAUGAUGGUACAUAUGGCGGCAAAGAGAGAGCUGUAGUGGAAUUUAGGUGGAAUAAACCUAGGAGAGACAAUGGAGCAUUAACAAAGUUCAGAAUUUACUAUCAAAUAGUAAAUCAAAGUGGCACCAAUGAGACUUUUACAGAAUGGAAUAUAAGCAACAUUGCACCCUCUCUGAUGUCCUUUUCGCUCAAGGAUGUGCUUCCCAGGCUGACAGUGAAGUUUCAGGUGCAAGCCUUCACAUCAGCAGGUCCAGGACCGCUAUCUAAUAUAGCAGAAGCUAAGUCAUCAGAUUUUUUUCCAGUUCCAGCUCUCAUAACUAUUUCUGCCAACAAGAUGGUCUUUACUGACAUAGACAGAAAUCAGACCAUCCAGAGUCUUUCAGCAAAAGGAGAUAUAAAGGGUGUCUGUUACACUGCUAAUGACGAGACAAUGUAUUAUAGCCAGGAAGAUUCCCUUUUUCUUCUGAAUAUACAGAAUAAUUCCAGGCUUCAGCUUUUCAAACAUGAAUUUCUCCGCAAUGUCACAGCUAUUGCAAUUGACUGGAUUGCAAGACACCUCUUUGUUGCCUUGAAAACAUCACAGAAAGGAACUCAAAUAUUUAUUAUGGAUCUUGAACUCAAGGCAAAAUCCCUUAAAAUGUUGAAUGUACAGUCAAGUAACAAAUACUUGACUAUAUCAUCUCUCUCAACAUAUCCUUUCUUGAGUCGUCUGUACUGGAUGGAAGCCUUUGAUUCGGGCCACUGGAUAUUUUAUUAUGAUAUCGUGAAUAAUACCAUGCACCGCAUUUUGGGACACUCACCUUUAGAACAUCAGACAAGAAGAAGCUACUGCAGUUGCAAUGUGACGGAAACAGACCUCGGAAGAGCAAUGACUGUAGCUAUGUCUGACUCCAAGACAUCCCAUAUUUUCUUUAUCAAAGGAAGGGAUGAAAUCUGGGCCUCAGAUUUAGAUGGAUGCCACUGCUGGAGAGUUAUCAAUGUUCCUAGUCUUCAAGACAUGACCAUUGGUAGUUUGACUGUCGACAGACAGUUUAUAUACUGGAGUGUUGUAACAAAAGACUAUGCGGCAAUUUAUCAAGCAAAUAAAGAAAGCAAACCCCUCUUCUUUCAGGAAAGAGCCCAUGAACAGGUGCAAAUCUUAGCCUACAGCACAGCCAUGCAGCCCUACCCAGAUAAAGGAUGCCUGACUCUAGCUUCAAAUGCUGAGAAACCUACUAUUCUUAAUAUUACAAACACCAGUUUUACAGUAAGCUUACCGCCUGUCAAAACACAACUUCUGUGCACUGGCAUAACUCUCCCUACUUCAACAUACCUGGUGUACUAUGGAAAAGUUACUAAUGAUGGCAGGAGCUCAGCCCGCUGUUUGUCUGGCCUACAUUGUACAGUAAUGGAACUUCAGGAAAAUAUAGCACUUAUUGAAGGCCUACAGCCAUUUUCAAGUUAUGUGAUACAAGCUGCUGUGAAAAACUAUCAUUCAGAUUCUUCUGAGCAGCCACUUUGGGGGAAAGAGACCAUUGGCACAACUCUUUAUGGAGUACCAGAGGCAGUUAACCUCAUUGAGAUACUGGUUCUGUCUGAUGACACCAUCAAUAUAUCUUGGAGUGAGCCUUCACAGCCAAAUGGACCCAUAGACUCUCUCCGCUAUCAAAUUACUGUCAACUUUUUACCCCCAAUUCCUGCAGCUCCUUUGAGAAAAAAUGAAUUUCCAAAUGGAUCACUUGCCUGGUCCAUUAACAGCCUCAAUGGUGGAACAAAUAACGUAUUCAAGGUUCUUGCUUUUCAUCCAGAGAAGAACUGGUUUUCUGAGAGUGCCCCUGUGUUUGCAGCAACGUUUGAGACUCCGCCUGUCCCAGUUCAUAUAAUUGCCAGAAACACCAGUUGUCAGUUAGAAUGGAGGUCUCCUUUGCAUGGCAACAUAACCAGCUUCUGGUUUGAAUUGCAGAAGUGGCAAACAAAAAAUGGCUGGUUUUGUCCUGCAAACAUCACCUGUACGGCAGGUCCCAUGUAUAAAUGUCAUCUCACGGGAGUUCGUCCUGACACCAACUACUUUGUGCGAGCAGCAGUUAUUUACGUAACCGGAGCAAAAAGCACCUCACCUCCAGGAAGCUUUAAAACUAGGGCUGGAGUUCCAAGUAAACCAGGAAUCCCCCAAAUAGCAGAGGAGAAUAAAAAUUCUGUACAGUGGGAAAAAGCUGAAGACAAUGGAAGCAAUCUUACCUACCACAUUUUAGAAAGCAGGAAGGGCUCCUGGAACACAAGUGAAAUGAAGCCUUCUUGGGAGAUGGUUUACAAUGGCUCUUGUACCAAUAUAUGCACAUGGAAGGCCAAGAACCUAGAAGGAACUUACCAGUUUCGAGCAGCAGCUGCAAAUAUGCUGGGACUGGGUGAAUACAGUGGCAUCAGUGACAAUAUAGUGUUGGUUAAAGAUGCUACGCCCCGCCCAGAGGCAACCAUUACCAUAGCUGUUGUGACUGGAGUGAUUGCCUUCAUCUUAAUUGUGAUUGCACUGUUUGCUUUUGUCUGGCACAGAAUAUUGAAGUUCAGAAAGUCUGCGCAGCCUGGGCAGAUAGUGCUCGUCAGGGAAGAUAAAGAAUUAGAUCAACUUAGGGGGCUGGCUGAUGCUGUGGGAUUGUCUAAUGCUUGCUAUGCUGUGAGCACUCUUCCUACUCGGGCAGAGAUUGAAUCUUUGCCAGCCUUUCCUCGGGACAAACUGAAUUUGCAUAAUCUGCUGGGAAGUGGAGCCUUCGGAGAGGUGUACGAAGGGACUGCAGUAGAUAUCACAGGAGCUGGAAAUGGGGAAUCCAAAGUGGCAGUGAAGACUUUGAAGAAGGGUGCAACAGACUAUGAAAAGAGUGAGUUCCUGAAGGAGGCACACUUGAUGAGAAGCAUCUAUAAUGGGACAGGCAGUUCUCAAACAUAUAGGAAGACGCUGUCCCUGUCUCAAAGAGUUUAUAUGCUAGGAGAUCAACCAACUAAUGAAGGGUUGGGGAGGAGGGAUAAAUCUUGGUUCCGAGGUCCUUUGCUAAAAGUGGCCGACCUUCUGGCUAUCUGUCUGGAUAUUUGCAAAGGUUGUGUCUAUUUAGAAAAAAUGCACUUCAUUCAUAGGGACCUGGCAGCUCGUAAUUGCCUUGUGUCAGUGAAGGAAUACAGCAGCCUCUCCCGAAUAGUGAAGAUUGGGGAUUUUGGACUUGCCAGAGAUAUCUAUAAAAACGAUUAUUACAGGAAAAGAGGAGAAGGGCUGCUCCCUGUGAGAUGGAUGGCACCUGAAAGUCUUAUUGAUGGUGUGUUUACUAACCGAUCUGAUGUCUGGGCUUUUGGAGUCUUGGUUUGGGAAACUUUAACUCUGGGUCAUCAGCCGUAUCCAGGUUACUCCAAUCUUGAUGUAUUACAUCAUGUACAAUCUGGAGGGAGGCUGGAGUUGCCAAACAAUUGUCCUGAUGAUCUAUGGGAUUUAAUGACAAAAUGCUGGGCCCAAGAACCUCACAAUAGGCCUACGUUCUGUUAUAUUCAGGACCAACUGCAAGAACUGAGAAACUCUCCUAUGUGCUGCACUCCCCAGCUUGAGGACAGAAUGCUUUCUGCUGGAGUCCUCAACCACGCCUUUGAAGAUGGUGAUGCUCCAUGUACAGAUUCAGAAAGUACUCUUUCAGCUGCUUUAAUGGAAACCAGGAACAUCGAAGGCUUAAACUAUUUGGUACUAGCCAUAGAAAGCAACCAAGAUCAAGAAAACAGAGAUUCAAAUGAGCUGGGUGACAUCUGAUUCCUUCAGUCAGAGGAAAGAAGAGAAGGCACCACGUGCAGAUGAAGAAAUAAGCAAAGGAAAAUAUCCUGUACUCUGCCGUACUUUCAGCAGUCCUGAAGGUGUGAACUAUGCCUCUGAUAAUGACGAGUGAUCUGAUAGGUUUAUUUUCAGGUUAAUUACCUAGCAAGCAUGUGUCUCUUGUCAAAAUUAGAGAUGUCAUCUGAGGUUUUAUUUAAAAAACUGUAACAACUAAAAAUACUGGAAAAUAUUGCAAAGGAAAUUAAUUAUACAUAACAGAAUAGUAACCCAGUGGCAUGGGAGUUCUUUGAUCAAGAAUUCCUGAAUUUUAAGGCCCCUUGGGUAUUUCAUAUGAACUAGGUUAAUUGGACAUGUAAUCAGAUGAGAAGUUAUUUUAAAAUGAAAUUUUGGCACACAUGCAAUCAUGCUCGAAAGAGAGCAAUGAUGUGCUAUUUCAUAUAUUACAGGAGUGGCCAUCUGCGGCUUACGAGCAGCCACAUGUGGCUCUUUUACAGUUAAAGUGUGGGGUUUGUGGAGCCCCCAUGGCCCCCAUUCUCUGCCUACCAGUCUGGGGAAGGGGAGCUUGGGGCUUCUCCCCUGUGGAAGGGUGGUGGGACUAGGGGCUUCGGCCCAGUGGAGAGGGGGUCCUAAGGGCUUCAACACUGCGGGAGGUGCCUUCCAGGGCUCGGGACUUCAGCAAGAGUGGGGUUGAAGCCCAUAGCCCCACCACUCUGCCGCAGGGCAGAAGCCCCGAGCCCUGGCAGGUGUGCCUGGCUCUCGAACUUCUAAAGUUUAUUGUAUGCGGCUCAGAGGGUCAGUAAGUUUGGCCACCCUGAUAUAUUAUAAAGCUGGUUCUCACUGGCUUAUGGCAACAAUAUUGCCUGAAAUUUGGCCCACAUUUAGAUUUGUGUAAAAACAAGCUUUUGCAAAAUGUAAGAAAAAUGUCAUUUUUUUUUUACUUUAUUUUUUUGAAAUUCCAGUUGAAACAGCUGCAAUCAGAGAUCAGCCCACAGGCUGCGCAUCUUUGGGUAUAGCUUAUUUUAUUUCUUAAUUUAAAAGAAAAGGCUUUGGAACCAUUAAGUUGUGCAAUAGUUUUUCUGUGGAUCUAUAUGAUUUUUGUUACCUUUGUCCUCCCUCCUCCUUUUGUUUGUCACAAUUAGUGUGUCUUGUUUCAUGUCGGGUUGUAAGCUCUGCAGGACAGAGGCUGUCUCUUACAAUGUAUUUGUACUAUGGAUAGGACCAAUGGGGCUAUGCAGGGAAUGGGACAAUGCAGGGGUACAACAGAUCAGGUUAACAGACCCUGAUGCAAGACCUUAGAUUAGAAGAUGUCAAUAUCCUUUUCUGUAUUUGGAAAUCAAACCAAACUGUUUGACAAGUUUUCCAAAUGGAAUAUACUGACUAAAAAGCAUGGGUAAUCAAUUGGGACCAUAAUUAUAAUUGAAUGAGUUAGACAGAGUUAUUAAAUGGCAUCUCUUGCAUUAUUUAUCAAUUAGCUGUUACAAUAUCCUGUUUUCAUGCAAAUAUAUUGAGUAAUAAAGGAAACAGGAGAGAAAUAAAGAAAGCCUGGUAUAUGGGCAGAGUUGUUUUGAAACAAAGAGCCAAAUCAUCAGCUAGUCUGUAACUCCAUUGAAGUCUGGCCCAAAAUGUUUGUUAAAUGAGUAGAACAAGGUGUUAAAAUUCUGGCCUUCUAAGAGAUUAUUACAAAAUAAAUACAGAAAAUCUAUUUUAAAGUACCUGUCAAAGGCCCUAUAAAUGAUCGUUAAGAGUAGAUGAUUACAGCUAAACUUGAAAGCCUGACCUGGUGAUGCUGACAAAAAACUGUAAAGCUUCUAGUCCUUUUUUUUCCAGAUUAUGUUCACUGGAUAAGAAAAGUGUAUAUGUUUGUUUCCUCUUAAUAUGUUGGCUGAUGAGCAUUUUAUAUACAUUGCUCCCAUUUGGAUAACCUUGAAAUAAUAAGUAAUAGAAUCUUUACAUUAGGAUUCUAAAGUGAAGACAGCAAGUCCACCACCCCCAGUCCUGCCAACACACGUGGGUAACUUAACACCCAGGAAUAACUCCCUUUCAUUCAAUAGCAUUACUCAAAUGCAGCAAGGGCCUGCCUGAGCCAAAGCUCAUUGAAAUCGAUGGAAAAGAUCUCCCAUUGACUUUAGUGGGUUUUGCUUCAGGCCCAAAGUUCACAAAUAUGGCAUUCAUAGGAUUUGGGGGCUUGGUUUGGAGGAGCAGGCCUUGACCCUGCCAGUGGUGCAGGACCCUGCCAAUGGUACCACUGCACAGAUGGGAUCCUCAGAAGCACUGAGCAUGGUGUGGUGUCCCUAUCACUGAGGAUCCCUAGUUGCCCCUGAUGUGGAGAGCUAUGCUCACCCGACCACCCCACAACCUGCUCUGCAGGAGUGCUCAGAGGACAGACGGGGUGUGGCAAGAGGUAGAAUCAGGACCUGGAACCACACCCACUUCAGGCACUGUGAUCCAGGAGGUAGCAGCUACUCCCCACACACCGUCCAAAAUCAAGCUCCCCUGUGCUUACUGGCUGCAAGUGUAGGGGCCAACCAUGCAGACAGGGAACUGCAGGAACCCAGCAGUUGCACCACGAGCACCAGGGCCCCGAGCCCAGGCAGCUCUGCUGGAGAAGAAGUGUGUCUGAAGGUUGGCCAUCCCAGGGUGUGUCUAUCUCAGCCAGAUGGAGAGGUGACCCCAGACACAAUCCCCCUUGCUGCACUGUUUUGAAGCCAUGUGCCUCUGUGGCAUGGGCAUCUGUGCACAAUGGGGCCCUGUCCACUGCUGUAUGGGCAGAUCCUUCUGUGCGGGCUGUCUUUGGCUUCCAUGCUGCUUCGCUGCCUGCUCAUCCCACUCCCAUGGGGGUCCACUUGCUUGAUGAUACCCUAGGACCUAUUUAUGCAGCAGCAGGAUUAAUCCCCUAACAAGCCCAGGAUUGGGUGACAAGAAGUUAUGCUGCACGGCCUUGAGCAAGUCACUUCACUUCUCUUUCCCUCAC
Trachemys scripta elegans is the source of this 9937-nucleotide messenger RNA. RefSeq names its product ROS proto-oncogene 1, receptor tyrosine kinase (gene ROS1). Gene Ontology annotation, molecular function: transmembrane receptor protein tyrosine kinase activity; ATP binding; protein binding. Gene Ontology annotation, biological process: protein phosphorylation; positive regulation of kinase activity; cell surface receptor protein tyrosine kinase signaling pathway. The coding region runs from base 1 to 6945 and encodes 2314 amino acids. The record is from RefSeq and is a predicted model, not a curated record. The transcript has 44 exons. Lineage: Eukaryota; Metazoa; Chordata; Testudines; Emydidae. Gene Ontology annotation, cellular component: membrane; signaling receptor complex.